AUGGCUAGUUUACCACCGCCGCCGUUACCAUGUAUAAACGAUGUCCUGCCUCACCAUUUACUAGUUCAGGUGUUCGCUCGCCUUCCAUAUCGAACUGCAUUUCGCUCUAGGUCUGUUUGCAAGCUCUGGCUCUCUUGUAUGCAUGAUGAUCCUUGGUUCGUCAAGCGGUUCAUUCACCAUAGAAUCAAGAACCGGUCAUCGAAUCGGGAGGAUCAGCAGCAGGUGGUGGGCCAUGUGCGAUGCAACCUCAGGGUUAUGCUCCUGGUAGUCACUCGCCCCUGCGGCAUCAUUCCACAUGCUCCCCGGUUCUCUUUGGAUUUCCUCCCAUGCCUUGCUGGAUGGAAGGGAACCAGCCACCCGAGCUCUCGUCGGCUGAUUGUGGGAUCGUCCAAUGGCUUGCUCUUGUGCACAUUGAACCAUGAGGAGUAUUACAUCUGCAACCCGCUCACGAAGCAGUGGCUCGCCCUUCCACCUCCUCGUAGACGCCAUCAUUAUGUGCAGGUUGGGUUUAUCUGUGAUCCAUUCUACCAUGUGCAGUAUGAUGGCGAAGAUGGUUCUGUAACUCUGAAUGAUCGGUUCGGUGUAAAGGUGGUUCGUCUGCCUUUCUUUCUUGGUAAUGAGGAAGGGAGCCCUAUUGAGAUGGAGGUAGAGAUCUUCUCAUCCCAGACAGGAUGCUGGACUACCUCCACUGUGAUGUUACCUAAGCGCCUUAGGUUUGAUGAGUAUAAUCCUCAAAUUGCUAUCCCUCACAACGGGAGGCUUUAUUGGUUCGUCGAACCAUGCGACAUCUUGAUCUACGAUCUCAGCAAGAACGAGUUCCUCUUGGAGAGCCACGAGCUUCCUUCAUUCGCGAUGCGUAGUUUCUUUUAUUGGAAUAGACAGCUUGUGGAAUUCAAAGGGUUUAGCCUAUGCCAAGGAUCAUUCUGGGUGGGUCAAACUGAGAAGUGGCUACUGAGAGUAUUUAACCUCAGAAAUGGUGAAUGGUUUCUGACGCAUGAUGUUCAUAUCCUCCAUGACAUGUACUGCAGUUCAAGCUUAGCAAGGCAAAGCGUGCAGAGGUCUUACGCAGGUAUUGAGUUCCGGUCUAUGCACCCUGUCGAUCCCAAUGUAGCGUAUUUGAGCGUGGAUGGCGAAAUCCUAGAGUGCGAUUUCAGAAACAGAACGAUCAAAGUGGAAGCUGAAAUCGAGAACUAUGGUCAGGAUAGUCUCCAGCUCGUAUAUUGGUUCAACGUGUUAACGUUUCCUCUUCCGUUGUGGCCAACUCCCCUUCCUCGACUCCCAGCUACGUAA
Messenger RNA from Linum tenue, 1290 nucleotides. Lineage: Eukaryota; Viridiplantae; Streptophyta; Magnoliopsida; Malpighiales; Linaceae. The record is from the annotation of a GenBank genome assembly.